Molecule: messenger RNA, 2806 nt
Organism: Harmonia axyridis
Lineage: Eukaryota; Metazoa; Arthropoda; Insecta; Coleoptera; Coccinellidae
Gene: CRMP
Product: dihydropyrimidinase
Exons: 8
Coding region: 160-1884 (574 amino acids)
Biological process (GO): pyrimidine nucleobase catabolic process
Cellular component (GO): cytoplasm; cytosol
Molecular function (GO): dihydropyrimidinase activity
Source: RefSeq, a predicted model, not a curated record
UAAAAUAGAAACACUCGUCAGCGCAUUGUGCCCUUGAGUUGAAAUAAUAACCACACUAUUCGACUUGGUUUACGUUUAUCCGAAAUUGUCAAUCGGGUAUCUUUAGAGAUACGGAAGUAGUGAAUUAAAGAUAUUACCGACAUAGUACAAAUUAUAAUAAUGAGUACCCCAGUAAAAAAAGUGCCCAUUCAUUUACAGAGUGCCCAAAACCGCCUACUCAUCCGAUAUGGCAAGAUUGUAAAUGAAGAUGGAACAACUGAUGAUGAUAUUUAUAUAGAAGAUGGCGUUAUCAAACAUAUAGGAAAAAAUUUAAUCAUUCCUGGAGGCACUAGAGUGAUAGAUGCCAGAGGAAAAUAUGUUAUGCCAGGAGGUAUUGAUCCUCACACACAUUUUGAAUUUCAGUUUAUGGGUACAUGUACAGCUGAUAACUAUUACCAAGGAACAAAAGCCGCUGUAGCUGGAGGAACAACCUUUGUUGUUAAUUUUGCUAUACCGGACGUGGGACAAUCUGUCCUGGAUGCCUAUUAUGAUGCUAGGCAGAGGGCAGACCCUAAAGUGUGUUGCGACUAUUCCCUUCACAUGGGUGUAACUAGCUGGUCUAACAAGGUAGAGAAAGAUAUGGAAAUUCUUACAGCUGAACAUGGCAUAAACUCAUUCAAAAUGUUCAUGACAUAUUCCCUGAUGUUGAAUGAUGAAGAAAUUUAUUCAGUUUUUGAGAAAUGUAAAAAAUUAGGUGCUCUUCCUAUGGUGCAUUGUGAAAAUGGUUUAAUCAUCAAAAAGAAUGCAGAGAAAUUACUUGCUCAAGGUAUUACGGGACCUGAGGGCCAUGAACUUUCUCGGCCUGAAGAAGUGGAAGCAGAAGCUGUCAAUAGAGCUUGUGUUAUUGCAAAUCAGGUAGAUACCCCACUAUAUAUUGUGCAUGUUAUGAGUAAGUCAGCAGGUUUGGCUUUAGAUGCAGCACGCAAAAAAUCUAGUAAGAAAGUCUUUGGUGAAACUUUAGCUGCAGGUGUUGCCUGUGAUGGUUCGCAUUGUAGCCAUGAAUGUUUUGAUCACGCUGCUGGUUACAUUCUAAGUCCACCUCUGAGACCAGACACAACUACACCAAAGACUCUUAUGAAUUUCUUAGCACAAGAUAUCUUACAAACUACCGGAAGUGACCAUUGUACCUUCACCAAAUCUCAAAAAGAGAUGGGAAAAGACGAUUUUAGAAAAAUCCCAAAUGGUGUGAAUGGUGUUGAAGAGAGAAUGUCUGUCAUAUGGGAAAAAGGUGUUCAUUCGGGAAUUAUAGAUCCUAAUAGAUUUGUAGCCAUUACUAGUACAAAUGCUGCCAAAAUAUUCAAUUUAUACCCAAGAAAAGGAUGUAUUGCAGUUGGAUCUGAUGCAGAUAUUGUUAUAUGGAAUCCGAAUGCAACAAAAGUCAUUUCUGCUAAAACACAUAAUAUAGCAAUUGAACUCAAUGUUUUUGAGGGAAUGGAAUGCCAUGGUGUUCCAGAAUAUGUCAUUGUUAAUGGAAGAGUUAUAGUCGACGACGGUCAUCUAAAAGCAGUAGAAGGUCAUGGAAGAUACAUUGAAACUCCAGUAUAUGCCCCAUAUGUUUAUGAUGUUGCAAACGCAGAUAAAAUCAAGCCAAUCAGAGUGGAACAUAUUGAGGAUGAGAUAUCAACACAAAAGAAGCAUUUCUAUGUGGAAAAUACAAAUAUGUUUCCUACACCUACUCUACCUGAAUCAGCUGUAUCAACACCAGGUUGUAAAGGUGCACGACCAGAAGGUCAAAGGAAUAUUCAGGAUUCAACAUUUUCCAUAAGUGAGGAAUUGGAUUUGGAAAGAAAGUCUUGCAUUCGUGUUAAAAACCCACCUGGUGGAAAGUCAUCUGGCUUUUGGUGAAGAAGCAUAAGAAAUAGGUUUGCAACAACUAUUUAGUGUUCACCUUAUUUAAUUACCUUCUGCUGAAGAUAAAUGUAAAUUCAAUGUGAAAUAUUUGUUGCAAUCCUCCAAAUAUCUCUAACACUAAGAUUGCUUGCUAAAUGGUUCUUAAAAAUUGUACCAAAGCUUCACUAUAAUCUUCCAAUUUAGUUAGUUUUAAGGUUUCAUGAAGUCUAAUAUGUUUUUUAUUACUAUUUCCGAAUAGUUCAGGUUAUAAGUAAAAUGGGUUAGUUACCAAUGCAUGGAUUAGAUUUUGGGUCAAAAUUCAGAUUUAAAUGAUUUUUUUUCAUUAACCCAAAUUGCUUUGGCUUUAAAAUAUUACACAAAAAAACUAUAACAAAUUUAAAAGAACUGCUUGGCUAUGCAAUUAACAAUAAAAAAUAUUAUAUAUGGCAAUAUAAAACAACAAUAUUUGAUUUAACCCAAAAAAUAUUCUAGUUCAUUUUCAACUUAAUUUCUUCUUCUGGCAAAGAAGUUUUGAGUUGUAUUAUCAGUAUUAACAAUUAGUUUUUGUUACAUUUCGUGUUUUAUGUUAAAAUCUAAUAUUGGUAGCAACCCGAAUAUGCAAUUUGUCUUAUUAGUUGUUUUCUAUUUGAAAUUAUUUAUAUCUAUUUACUAUAUGUAUACUAAUAUAAAAAGUAUUACCUAUUAGAAAUACAAAUCUUUUUACUUAUACUGUUCAACUUGUUACGUGUAUGGUUGUGCUCAUAAUAACAGAUGUCUUGAUUUUAGCUCUAGUUAAAGUUAAUUUUGAAUAUAUAUCAUUUUGCUGCUAUAAAAAUAUCUUUCUGUUUCAUCUGUUUUAUGUUUAACACGUAUUAUUUUACAACUUGACACUACAUCAUUUGUACUUAGUGGGUAAAUAAAUUCUUGAAAAAUAAAA